Messenger RNA from Lactuca sativa (garden lettuce), 1709 nucleotides. Its product is annotated as 3-oxoacyl-[acyl-carrier-protein] synthase I, chloroplastic. The record is from RefSeq and is a predicted model, not a curated record. Gene Ontology annotation, biological process: fatty acid biosynthetic process. Gene Ontology annotation, cellular component: mitochondrion. Lineage: Eukaryota; Viridiplantae; Streptophyta; Magnoliopsida; Asterales; Asteraceae. Gene Ontology annotation, molecular function: 3-oxoacyl-[acyl-carrier-protein] synthase activity.
AAAUUGGUUUGGGCCCCUACUCUUAGUGCUCCUAAACGGGAAAAAGAUCCAAAAAAACGGGUAGUUAUAACGGGUAUGGGUCUUGUCUCUGUGUUUGGGAACGACGUUGAUACAUACUAUGAAAGAUUAUUAGCUGGAGAGAGUGGAAUCAGUUUAAUUGAUCGAUUCGAUACCUCCAAUCUCCCCACACGUAUUGGUGGCCAAAUUCGAGGAUUCCAAACACAUGACUUCAUUGAUCGCAAAGUUGACCUCGGACUUGAUGAUUGUCAACGAUAUUGCAUUGUUGCAGGGAAAAAAGCUCUUGAAAAUGCUGCUCUUGGAGUCAAUAAACGCUCAAAGAUUGAUAAGGAGCGUGCUGGGGUGCUUAUUGGAUCAGGAAUGGGAGGUGUUAGUGUAUUUUCUGACGCUGUAGAGUCUCUAAUAGAUGAAGGUUAUGAAAAAAUAUCACCUUUAUUUACACCUUAUUACAUAACAAACAUGGGUUCAGCGUUACUUACGAUUGAUCUUGGAUAUAUGGGACCAAGCUACUCCAUUUCAGCUGCUUGUGCGACAUCUAACUUUUGCAUCUAUGCGGCUGCUAAUCAUAUCCGUGAAGGUGAUGCUGAUUUGAUGAUAGCUGGUGGUGUCGAAGCUUCUUGUAUUCCAGUUGGAUUUGGAGGUUUUGCUGCAUGUAAUGCUUUGUCUAAGAGAAAUAAUGAUCCCAAGACUGCUUCUAGACCAUGGGAUAAGGAUAGAGAUGGAAUCGUGAUGGGUGAAGGUGCUGGUGUUUUGGUGAUGGAGAGUUUAGAACAUGCAAUGAAAAGGGAUGCUCCGAUACUUGCUGAAUACUUGGGAGGUGCAGUAAAUUGUGACGCUUAUCAUGUAACUAAUCCACGAUUUGAUGGGCUUGGUCUUUCGUAUUGCAUACAAAGCUGCCUUAUGAAUGCUGGUGUGUCGGCAGAAGAGGUAAACUACGUUAAUGCACAUGCCACUUCAUCUGUGGUUGGUGAUCCCAUUGAAUUAAAAUCGCUUAUGAACGUAUUCAAGAACACUUCAUGGACAAAAAUCAAUGCCACCAAGUCAAUGAUAGGUCAUUGCAUGGGCGCAGCUGGAAGUCUAGAAGCCAUUGCUACAAUUAAAGCUAUUCAAACAGGAUGGUUACAUCCUACCAUCAAUCAAUUUAACGUAGAACCAAGGGUGGAGUUUGACACUGUUGCAAAUCAAAAGCAACAACAUGAGAUUAACGUUGCUAUUUCAAAUUCAAUGGGUUUUGGUGGACACAACUCUGUUGUAGCGUUUACUGCAUUCAAACCUUGAUAAAAUCAUUGAGAAUAUCUCCAUUAUCAAUAAAGAAUAGUUUAUGGUGUUUAAGGCAUGUAUCGAUUUGUCAAAAUAUGCAAUAGAAUUAUAAAAUAAUAUAAAAUUUAAAUAAGUAAUAAGAGUUCAAAGCCAUAUUCUGUUUACCAUUUUAAACUAAUACCAUUAUUUUUUUUAUUUUUUAUUUUUUAUUUUUUUUAUUUUUUUUAUUUUUUUUUUAAAUAGCAAACCACCUAUGUUUCCACCAAGACUUGAACCCCUGACCUCUCAUAUGAGAUGAUCACUCCAUACCGCUAGGCCAUUGGCCAUUUGGUAUCAUUAUGUAUUUUAUGAACAAAGUUUAAUAUAUUGAGAGAAAACACAUCUCAGAGAUUGGAAACAUGACGUUUAAUACAAAUAGAAAAAAAAACAAA